CAAAUCACACGUAGAAAACAGCCGGCAAGGACAGCUAGACCCACGAGGCGCUGCCGCCACUCCACAGCAUCCUCUGCACCCCCGCCCGCACAGGCGCACAUGCUCCCCGGCGGACUGCGGCGCCGUGGACCAGCCAACCAGCCAGCCGCGAGCCGUCCACGGCAUCUCAAGCCCCCUCCCCCCCUCGCCCAGCCGCGCCGCGCGUAAUAAAACCCCAAUCAUCCAUCCAUCCAUCCGUCCCACGCCAGCUCCUUGGCCCUUAUCGUUGAUUCGUCGUCGUUCUCGUGCCGUCUCGGCCAGCGCGGCGACGUUUUUCGUCCCCACGCCCACCUUUUUUACGCCCCCGUUGCUAGCUGCGUUUGCCACUCGUCCCAGUCCCACACUCCACCGUCCCGUCUCCUCUGCCUCUGCCCGCGCCUCGUCGCUUCCGUCCACUCCUCCUCCACCUCUCCCUGACUCUCUCACGCACCAUUGCUCCUCGAGCGGUGGAUCUGGGCGAGCGGCGGCCGGCGUCGUCUCGCGUCCCCGGCGGCUCCGAUCUGCCUGGCCGAUCGGAUGGGACUCGGGAGCGAGGCGAUGGGGCGAGCUCCGGAGCGCGGCCGGGGCGGGGUGCUCCUGCAGGUGCUGGCGCUGGUCGCAUUGGCGGCGCCGCGGCUCGUGUGCGCGGUCACCGACGCAGCUGACGUCUCUGCCAUAAAUGGAUUAUACGUUGCACUGGGAUCACCAACUCUUCCUGGAUGGACUGGAAAUGGUGGAGAUCCCUGUGGUGAGCUUUGGCAGGGUGUUGUGUGUACCGGCUCUAGUAUAACUGGAAUAACCAUGAAUUCUGCAAACUUGGGAGGACAGCUGGGCAGUUUAGGGAACUUCACUUCGAUCACCACUAUAAUGCUUAGUAACAAUAAUAUUGGUGGAACCAUACCAGAAUACCUACCUGUUACAUUGCAGAAUUUUUUCCUCUCUGCUAAUCAACUCACUGGAAGCAUCCCGAGUUCAUUGUCAGAACUCAAAAAUUUAGCAGCCAUGUCACUCAAUGGCAACCAUCUAAAUGGAGAACUACCAGACGCUUUUGAUUCACUCAGUGGACUUGUAAAUUUGGAUAUUUCUUCGAACAACUUGACUGGCGUGUUACCACCUUCAUUCAAAAGCUUGGCAUCUUUGACUACAUUGCACAUGCAAGACAAUCAACUGUCUGGGACCCUUAACGUCUUGCAGGAUCUCCCCCUGAAAGACUUGAAUAUAGAGAAUAAUCUAUUUUCUGGACCCAUGCCUGCAAAUUUACUCAACAUACCGAACUUCAAAAAGGAUGGGAAUCCAUUCAAUACCAGCAUAGCCCCAUCUGCAUCACCGCCUUCACCAUCAACUGGACCAGCACCAACUCCAACACCAGCAGGACCAAAACCAGCUCCAACUCCAGCAUCAACACCUACUGGAUCAAAUUCAACACCAACACCAACACCUCCAUCAUCCCCUUCAAGAGCUCCUCCACCCUCUAAAACAAAUUCAAGCUCUUCUGAUGGAUCAACUGCCCGAGACAGCACUUUGUCAUCUACGAAACACAAUUCAUCGACCCUUAAGAUUGUUGGAUUUGUUCUUCUUGGAGUAGUGCUGUUCAUAAUUAUAGUCCUUCUGAUAAUAUUUUGUCUAUCCAAGUACGAAGAGAGACAGUCAAGAUAUGAUCAUAAUAGAAGUCAGCUGGGAAGGGUGCAUCAUAGGGUUGAACCCCAAAUCAAGCCAUCACCAGUGCAACAAAGGGAUGCUGUUAAAAAGGAUGCUGUUAAAAAGGGUCCAGGUGAGGCUCUUGAUAGGAGGGGUCGCGAGCUAAGUUCAGCAGCAGCAGCAGCAGCUCUCCCUAAGAAGUCUCCUGAAAACCAAAAGGAACACAUAAUUAAUUUCGAUCGAACAGAUUCAGAUCUUUUUUCAGUUGCUCCACCACCCCCUCCACCUCCACCGCCGCUACUCCCAACUGAAAAAGUUGUUGUGAAUCCCAUUGUUCCUCCGGAAAAGAGAUAUAGUCCUCCACAAAGGACAAGUUCCCCAACUUCUGCCACACCAUUCUCUGUUGCAUCUCUUCAGCAAUAUACAAGCAGUUUCAGGGAGGAGAAUUUGAUAAGAGAGAGUAGAUUAGGAAAGGUAUACCUGGCAGAGCUUCCUGACGGCAAGUUAUUGGAAGUUAUGAAAAUUGACAAUGCUAAUGGAAGAAUAUCAGUAGAUGACUUCCUAGGACAGGUCGAAAGUAUCUCAGACAUCAAGCAUCCUAACAUCCUUGAGUUAGUUGGAUAUUGUGCUGAAUAUGGACAGAGGUUACUCGUAUACAACCACUUUAGCAGAAAAACACUAGAUGACGCACUUCAUGAUGGAGAGGACACUGACAGUGCACUAUCAUGGAGUGCUCGCCUUCAGGUUGCUCUUAGUUCAGGAAAAGCAAUAGAGUAUCUCCAUGAAAGCUUCCAACCUCCAAUUGUGCAUCAGAAUUUUGAACCAGCUAAUGUGCUUCUUGAUAGUAAAUUCUCUGUGUGUGUUGCUGAAUGUGGACUGGCGGAACUGAUGCUGUCAAGUUCUGUCACUCAGCUGUCAGGUCGGAUGCGUGCAUUACUGAAUUAUGAAGCACCUGAAUUCCAGGAAUCCGGGAUCAUUACGGAACGGGGUGAUAUUUACAGCUUUGGUGUAGUGAUGUUAGAACUUCUUACCGGGCGUAAACCAUAUGAUAGGUCACGCCCACGUGCUGAGCAAUAUCUUGUUAGAUGGGCCAGUUCUCAGCUUCAUGACAUUGAAUCAUUGUCCAAGAUGGUGGACCCAUCUAUACUAGGACAGUGUUCUGAGAAAGCAUUGUCACGAUUUGCUGACAUAAUUAGCCGCUGUAUCCAGCGGGAGCCAGAAUUCAGGCCGCCAAUGUCUGAAAUUGUCCAAGAUCUAGCUAGAAUUGUAAAUGCUACUGGUGAGGAGUUAGAGUAACAAACAAAUCAUGGAGGACACAAACCUCGUGCACCAAGUUGCGUGCUGUAAAUUUUGGGGAUGAUAAUUCUUUUGCCAUAUUCUGAGGAGAAUCUUGUUUAGAUCUAUUUUCCUCGGAGAGCAUCGCGUGUCAAAUUGGAGCCUCAUUUACACAUGAAAGGAGGGUGGAGGUGCAACCAUUGUGCACCUGGUUGUUAAUGAUCAAAUCAAUGUAUUUUUGCAGACAUGAUAUUAUAGCCUCUGAAUUCUUGUAACUAAUAUUCAGGAAUUCAUUAAAAUUGUUACUUUAAAGCUA
This is a messenger RNA of Phragmites australis (common reed), 3247 nucleotides long. RefSeq names its product protein STRUBBELIG-RECEPTOR FAMILY 3-like. Gene Ontology annotation, molecular function: protein kinase activity; protein binding; ATP binding. Gene Ontology annotation, biological process: protein phosphorylation. Lineage: Eukaryota; Viridiplantae; Streptophyta; Magnoliopsida; Poales; Poaceae. The record is from RefSeq and is a predicted model, not a curated record. The transcript is spliced from 17 exons. The coding region runs from base 556 to 2952 and encodes 798 amino acids.